AUGUCAGCCCAAAAGCGAAGUGUUAGUCUCGAUGAGACCCGACCUAUCGAGGAAAGCCAUCCCGCAAAGGUGGUCAAGACUGCCCCCUUAGCGUCACAGCCAAACAAUAGCCAACAAGUUACCAAAGAACAAAAAGAGCAAACUGCCAAGAUGCUCUACGAUGACACAAUCAAGAUGAUUGAUAAAAACAUACAUAUCCUGGACAGAAAAGUGGUUGGGGAACUUGGUGCUAACCCCAGAGAUUACACAACUGAAGAUUAUGCGAAACUCGUGUGCCGGCACUCCAAAACGGUCAAGGCUAUUGCGCCGGUCAACAACACUCUGGCUUUCAAUCUUGUUCUCUGCAUGGCCGACGCAUCGCACGCUGAUCUCGAUACUUCGGUAGAACUUUGUGGUGAGACUGAAAGCACUCGAUAUUUCCAGAGGCUUGACAACUGGCUUUUUCAGUUGAUCAAAUCCCGGGAACGGCCAACACAUUUAGACUGGCAGCUGCCAGAAGUUCCAGUUCGAUGGUCACGGCGCCGCACUCGCUCACAAGAUGCUGAGUCGGAUGAGGAUCCUGACGAGUGGUCUGAACCAGAUCUGGGUCACCAGUAUUGGGAAAAGUGCAACUAUGAGCACAACAGACGAGUCGCGAGGAGAAGACGAAGGGAGAUUGUUGAUGAUUGGGUUACAGUGGCUUUGAGUGAUCUGAAAGAGGAGCGAGAUUAUCUUGAAGAGUACGGCAUGACAGGAUUCUUUCCUAAGAGUAUCGCCAAGUUGGAAAUGAUCCGUAAGGAAAUGAGCACGCAUCUGUAG
Messenger RNA from Fusarium poae, 798 nucleotides. RefSeq lists its product as uncharacterized. Lineage: Eukaryota; Fungi; Ascomycota; Sordariomycetes; Hypocreales; Nectriaceae. Bases 1 to 798 code for a protein of 265 amino acids. The record is from RefSeq and is a predicted model, not a curated record. The transcript has a single exon.